CUUAUUUUUAAAAUUUCUUGUUUUAUUAUUGUCGAAUUUCUUCCACCCUUUCAAUUCUGUUGGGAACAAUUUUCAAUUCCUACUUUUAUUUUUGCGUUCCUUCCCAUUUGGCACGUUCAAAAAGAGAAUUUCAGCUCACUUUACUCCCCCACUUUUCUACUUGAAAGGAGACCAAGCGCCGCACCGUGUUUUUCUCUCUUUCUGUUUGCAUUUAUUUGCUCUUCAAGCCUGCUAACCUGGCGCAAAGCAUAGUUUUGUUUGGAUCAUGGAGGCACUACUCGAUUUCAACCGCGAGUUCGACAUCGCGCUGCUCGACCGCGUAGUUGACGCGAUGUUCAACGGCAAAGGCAACGACCAAAAGAUGGCCCAGCAGAUCCUGAACGAGUUCCAGGAAAACGAGCUCUCAUGGACCCGGGCGGAUAGCAUUCUGACCAACUCGACCUUAUCCCAGUCAAAGUUCAUUGCACUGCAGAUUCUCGGGCAGCUCAUUCAGACAAAGUGGAAGAUUCUGCCCGCCGAGCAGCGCACGGGCAUUAAAAACUUUAUCGUUGAGAUUAUUCUGCACACCGCCUCGACUGAGGAGUCGCUCCGUCAGAACAAAGUGUACCUGACCAAGCUCAACCUCAUUUUGGUGCAGAUCCUCAAGCAGGAGUGGCCGCACAACUGGCCGACUUUUAUCCCCGAGAUUGUCCAGACCAGCAGGACAAACCUGGCGCUGUGCGAGAACAACAUGGCGAUCCUCAAACUGCUCAGCGAGGAGGUGUUCGACUUUUCGGCAGAGCAGAUGACACAGGCAAAGACUAAGAACCUUAAGACGCAGAUGUGCGGCGAAUUUAGCUCGAUCUACGAGCUGUGCACGGAGAUCCUCCAGAAGGCCCAGCAACCGAGCCUGAUCCUGGCCACAUUGGAGACGCUGCUGCGCUUCCUCAGCUGGAUUCCGUUCGGAUACAUUUUCGAGACGAACCUGAUCAACAACUUGUGCACCCGCUUCCUGCAGUCGCAGGUCACUCGUAACAUCACCAUCAAGUGUUUGACCGAGAUUGGCGGUUUGGAUGGCGGCGAGGAGUACAAGGAGCAGUAUGUGAACAUGUUCUCAAUGACCAUUACGGCCCUGCGCGCGACGCUGGGCGAUCUUGCCAACAUUGACUCGGUCUGGGACGACUACGAGAACGAGGAGCAGGAGUUUAUCCAGAACGUGGCCAUGUUCCUGACGAGCUUCCUUACAUCCCACCUGCGUCUGGUGGAGUCCUCGGCGACGCGCGAGGUUGUGAUCCAGGCCCACGAGUACCUGCUGCGCAUCACGCAGGUCGAUGAGCGCGAGAUGUUCAAGGUGUGCCUUGAAUACUGGAACGAACUGGUGCGCCGCCUGUACGGAGACAGCCGCAACGCCCCCUUCAACGCGCCGUCGAGUCUGCUCAACCUCGGCAACGGCCCAGCCAGCGACAACGUUGGCGGCAUGACGGUCGAAGUACGCCGCCAGAUGUACUCUGGCAUUCUGACUGGCGUGCGCUACGUCAUGAUCAGCCGCAUGGUUCGCCCUGAGGAGGUGCUUAUCGUCGAGAACGACGAAGGCGAGAUUGUGCGCGAAUUCAUUAAGGAGACCGACACGAUUGUUCUGUACAAGGCGCAGCGCGAGUGCUUGAUCUACCUCACACAUCUGGAUCCGAAGGACAUGGAGAACAUCAUGGUCGAGAAGCUUGGUCGCCAGAUGGACGGGUCAGAGUGGUCGUGGAGCAACCUCAACAAGCUGUGCUGGGCCAUUGGCUCGAUCUCGGGCUCGAUGAGCGAGGACCAGGAGCGCCGCGUGCUAGUGAUCAUCAUCAAGGAUCUGCUGAGCCUGUGUGAGCUCAAGCGUGGAAAGGACAACAAGGCAGUCGUCGCCUCCAACAUCAUGUAUGUGGUCGGCCAGUACCCGCGCUUUUUGAAGGCGCACUGGAAGUUCCUCAAGACUGUCGCCAACAAGCUGUUCGAGUUUAUGCAUGAACUGCAUGAGGGUGUUCGCGACAUGGCGUGCGACACGUUUGUUACCAUCGCGCAAAAGUGUCGCCGCCACUUUAUUGCGCAGCAGCCCGGAGAGAGCUGCCCGUUCGUCGAGGAGAUUAUCGCCAACGCCAAAUCGAUUACGUCUGAUCUCGAACCGCAGCAGGUCAACCGCUUCUGCGAGGCAGUCGGCUACCUGAUCAGCGCACAGCUCAACUCAGCCACGCAGGCGCAGCUGAUCAGCGGCCUGAUGAAGCCCACGAACGACCAGUGGAGCACAAUUGUGAACCGCGCCAGCGAGGACAUCCACAUUCUCGAAGACCUCAAUGUCGUCAAGCAGCUCGGAAACAUCCUGCGCACCAACGUCUCUGCCUGCGGUGCCGUGGGUAAGGGCUUUAUUACGCAGAUAGGUCACAACUACAUUGACAUGCUCGGCUUGUACAAGGCGGUUUCGGAGAUCAUCUCGGGCUGCAUUGCGCGCGAUGGCGAGAUUGCCACAAGAUACGCUAAUGUGCGCGCCAUGCGCACCAUCAAGAAGGAGGCGCUGCACUUGGUCGACACUUACGUCAAGCACUGUGAUGGCGAGAUCGAGCAGGUGAACAAGGACAUGGUGCCGCCGCUUCUCGAGGCCGUGCUUGCCGAUUACGCCCAGAAUGUGCCUCCGGCCCGCGACGCAGAGGUGCUGAAAACAGUGAACACCAUUACGGCCACUCUUGGCAGCCUGAUGACAGACAAGAUCCCCAUCGUCUUCGACUCUCUCUUUGAGAGCACGAUGAACAUGAUCAACCAGGACUUUACUGAGUACCCGGAGCACCGCCUGGCCAUCUACCAGCUGCUGCGCACUAUCAACCAAAAGUGUUUCACCGCAACGCUGAACCUCCCCCCGCAGCAGUUCCGGUUCAUGAUCAUGUCGAUCAUGUGGGGAUUCAAGCACACGCUACGCGAUGUCGCUGACCUGGGCCUGACAAUCGCGCUCGAAAUGAUUAAUAACUUUAACAUUUGCGACCGCGUCAUCUCGGAUGCGUUCUUCCAGACGUACUUUGUCGAGCUGCUCAACGAGAUCAUCGUUGUGCUAAGCGACAAUGACCACAAGGGCAGCUUCAGGCUUCAGUGCAUGGUGCUUGCGCGCAUGAUUCUGCUCGUCGAGUCCAACCAGAUCACAGCGCCCCUGUAUGACCCCUCGCUUCCGGAGAACGCAGGCAUGGUCAACACCAUCUUUGUGCGCCAAUCCAUCGCCAACCUGCUGGCCACGGCGUUCGCCAACCUGAAUUCGCGCCAGAUCGAGCUGUUUGUCGAGGGCCUGUUUAGCUACAACGAGGACUUUGAGAAGUUCCGCAGUCAUGUGCGCGACUUCCUCAUCCAGACCAAGGAGUUUGCCGGCGACAAUGCUGACCUCUUCCUCGAGGAGACCGAGCGCAGCAACGAGGAAAAGAAGCAGAAGGAGGCCGAGCUGGCGAAGCAGAUUCCAGGAAUGAUCAAGCCCUCGGAGAUGGAGGAGGACGAGUAAACCGUGUAUCCGUUCCGCUGCUGCAGCCAUUUGCGUAUAUUUCUGUUGUUUUGUAGUGAGUUUGCCUUUUUGGUAAUUAGUUCUUUUUUUACAAUUUCAAUAUCACAUUUUAUUUGUUGUCA
Molecule: messenger RNA, 3609 nt
Organism: Kickxella alabastrina
Lineage: Eukaryota; Fungi; Kickxellomycota; Kickxellomycetes; Kickxellales; Kickxellaceae
Product: CRM1 C terminal-domain-containing protein
Exons: 4
Coding region: 266-3487 (1073 amino acids)
Biological process (GO): ribosomal large subunit export from nucleus; ribosomal small subunit export from nucleus; protein export from nucleus
Cellular component (GO): cytoplasm; nucleus
Molecular function (GO): nuclear export signal receptor activity; small GTPase binding
Source: RefSeq, a predicted model, not a curated record